GCCGCUCCCCUGCGCGUAUCCAGUCCGUAGUCCGUCUGACCGUCUCUAUAUAUAGGCUCUCUAUAUACUCCUUGGGACGUACUCCACUUAGCUGGGUAGCUCGAUCAAUGGCGAGGUGGAGCACCGUUACUGCUGCAAUGGCAUGCCGCUUCCUGCUCGUCGCCCUCCUCCUCCUCCUCCUCGUGGUGGCACCUCUAGCACCGGCUGACGCGAGAGACGUCCCUGCCACCGCCACCGCCACCGCCAAGGCUACAAAGACAACCGCAACGACCACUGCGGGUGCUAAGAGCGCCGCUGCGGUGGCGGCCGCGCCGGCUGGCCUCGGCGACCAGAAGACCUUCCUGGGCAGCGGCCUGGGCGGAGGCUACGGAGGUGGUGUCGGGGGCUUCGCUGGCGCAGGCGGCGUAGGCGGUUUGGGUGGAGCCGUGGGUGGCAUCGGCGGCGUCCUCGGAGGCGUCGGGGGCGGCGUCGGAGGGAUUGGGGGCGUCGGCGGGGUCGGCGGAGCCGGCGGUGGCGUUGGCGGACUUGGCGGCGCGGGCGGGCUCGGUGGGGGUGGGCUCGGCGAUGGUGGUGCAGGUGGCCUCGGCGGUCUGGGCGGCGGCUCCGGUGGACUUGGCGGUGGCUCGGGCGGCCUUGGUGGCCUCGGCGGUGGAGGAGGCGGGCUUGGUGGCCUCGGCGGUGGAGGCGGCGGGCUCGGUGGUGGCAUCGGUCACGGCGGCGGUGGCUGCAUCCAUCCGUGACCGUGACCGAUGGAGUAGAUCGCUGUGUAUCGACGUACGUGUUGAUCAUGUGAUGUUGAAAUAAGCAUGCAUGCAUGCAUGCUAGCUUAAUUAGCUGGUAGUACGUAAUUAGCUAGUCAAGCUCGAUCAUGCAUGUUGCUCUGAGUAGUGUUUCUCCCUCUUGGUUUAGGGCCCGCACGUGUUUGUGUUGUGUGUGCUAGCUCCUCAGUGUACCUGCAUGUGUAAUGAAAAAUAAUUCCAUCU
This is a messenger RNA of Hordeum vulgare subsp. vulgare (domesticated barley), 983 nucleotides long. Its product is annotated as glycine-rich protein 5-like. The transcript has a single exon. The record is from RefSeq and is a predicted model, not a curated record. Lineage: Eukaryota; Viridiplantae; Streptophyta; Magnoliopsida; Poales; Poaceae. Bases 108 to 740 code for a protein of 210 amino acids.